This is a messenger RNA of Zootermopsis nevadensis, 4777 nucleotides long. It is a transcript of the gene Men-b, whose product is annotated as NADP-dependent malic enzyme b, mitochondrial. Gene Ontology annotation, molecular function: NAD binding; malate dehydrogenase (decarboxylating) (NADP+) activity. Gene Ontology annotation, biological process: malate metabolic process; pyruvate metabolic process. NCBI's taxonomy places the organism in Eukaryota, Metazoa, Arthropoda, Insecta, Blattodea, Termopsidae. The record is from RefSeq and is a predicted model, not a curated record. Gene Ontology annotation, cellular component: mitochondrion.
GUGUAUCUUCCGAGGAUAUUUUCUUGGUGUCAACGUAACAACCGAUAAAUAUAUAGUCCAUUACAGGUAGUCCAACGUUCAAGGAAAGUGGGAAAUAUUUCAUCAACGCAUUCAAGCCAAAGCAGAACCGGCAGAAGAACCCUCUAGUAGGCGGUGCUUGUGGAACAGCUGUUUGUGUGUUUGUGUUUGUGGUGGGAUAGUACAGCGAAAUGAUUUCGCUGCUCCCAAGAGGAUUUCUCAGUAGACAGACAGCCCUUGGAGCUCUCCAUAAGCUACUCUCUAUUCCUCAGAAAAGAACAUACCAUGAGGUAACAGGGGAUAUAAUCUGCCCUUCCAUGGUGCAAGGUAUUGAUCACCUCAGAGAUCCAAGAUUGAAUAAGGGUCUUGCAUUUACACUGCAGGAGAGACAACAACUGGGUAUCCAUGGUUUGAUGCCAGCAAGAUUCAAAACACAGGAAGAGCAGCUGGAACUGUGUAAAACAAGUGUGGAGAGGUACCAGGAAGACUUAAACAAAUAUCUGUAUCUUGUAGAGUUACAGGAUCGUAAUGAACGCUUGUUUUUCCGUCUUCUUGCGGAGAAUGUGGAACAGAUGUUGCCAAUUGUAUAUACUCCUACUGUUGGCCUGGCGUGUCAGAAGUUUGGGCUCAUUUACCGAAGGCCUAGAGGACUCUUUAUUACAAUUAAUGACAGAGGAUAUUGUUAUGAUGUCCUUAAAAAUUGGCCAGAACCAGACGUCCGUGCCAUUGUUGUGACUGAUGGUGAACGAAUUCUUGGACUAGGAGACUUGGGUGCAUGUGGUAUGGGUAUUCCUGUGGGCAAGUUAGCCCUGUACACAGCUUUAGCGGGCAUCAAGCCACAUCAGUGUUUGCCCAUCACUCUCGAUGUGGGCACAAACAACCAGCAACUCUUGGAUGAUCCCCUGUAUGUUGGGCUGCGUCACAAACGAGUCACAGGUGCUGCUUAUGAUGACUUCAUCGAUGAAUUUAUGCAAGCUGUCGUCAAAAGAUACGGACAGAACACUCUAAUUCAGUUUGAAGACUUUGGAAAUCACAAUGCCUUCCGUUUCCUGGAUAAGUACCGAGACCGGUAUUGCACAUUCAAUGAUGACAUCCAGGGAACUGCAUCAGUAGCUGUUGCUGGUCUCUUGUCAUCUCGCCGUAUCACGAACAAUCACUUGUCUGACAACAAGUUCCUGUUUCUGGGAGCAGGAGAAGCAGCAAUAGGAAUUGCAGACCUGACAGUAAAAGCAAUGCAAGCAGAGGGAACAUCUUUACAGGAUGCCCGGGACAAGAUAUGGAUGGUGGACAUUGAUGGACUACUGGCUAAAAACAGGCCGGAAGGCAGACUUGAAGGUCACAAAAUGUUCUAUGCGAAAGACCAUGCUGUUGUGAAGAAUCUUAGAGAAGUUGUAAGUGAAAUAAAGCCAUCGGUUUUGAUUGGAGCAUCUGCUGCAGGAGGUUCAUUCACACCGGAGAUCCUCCGUGAUAUGGCAUCCUUCAAUGAACAUCCUGUCAUCUUUGCUCUUAGUAACCCAACUAGUAAAGCAGAAUGUACAUCAGAACAGGCUUAUGUAAAUACUAGUGGAAGAUGCAUUUUUGCUAGUGGGUCUCCAUUUCCUCCUGUCACACUUAAUGGUAAAACAUUUUAUCCUGGGCAAGGAAAUAAUGCGUACAUCUUUCCUGGUAUUGCUCUUGGAGUCAUCUGCACUGGUAUUCACCAUAUUAAGGAAGAAUUGUUCCUUAUUGCUGCACAGACUCUUUCCGAUCAUGUGGAUGAAGGAGACAUUAAAAAAGGCAGCCUCUAUCCUCCUUUGGGAAUGAUAAGGGAGUGCUCAAUCAAGAUUGCAACACGCAUUGCACAGUAUGCCUAUGAGAAAGGUUUGGCAUCAACAUAUCCAGAACCAGAAGACAAGCGGGCCAUAGUGGAAGCAGCGAUGUACAACCACAAUUAUGACUGCCCGCUGCCUGCUGUAUAUCCAUGGCCUGAGCUACCUACACUGAAAAAUGCUAAGAUUGGGAAGACUAGUAAGGCUAGAAGUAUUGAAAUUUAGACUAGUAUUUACAUGUUCCAGAACCGUGUGUUUCAUCACCUGACUUUACCAUCUGUUGCAGCAGUAAACGGGAUAUCUUGUUCACUCUAUUAAAAUAUAGUCAUGAAAAAAUUUCAAAAUUAAAUUUCUGAAGAACUACGGUUGAAAGGCAGUAACAUUCAGGAUAUUAGUCUUUAUAUCAAGAUUUAAAGAAGCAAAUGGAAACCUAGCAUUUAUAUGGUAACAAUAAGUUUUUGUGGUAAGGAGCAACGAAAUUCUUAUUGGCUUCUUACAGUCUUCAUUAUUUCAAUAUUAAAUUUUCCUCCGUUUAUUUUUAUUAUUUGUGGCUCCAGAAUAUUGUUGGGUGCAGGCUUCCUAUUCUUAUUGAAUGGCAGAAAUGGUAAUAUGAGGAUGAAAGAAAAUACGAGAAAGGACAAUAUAUUGGAGAUAUGACAGGCAUUUCUUUUUAUCUUCACACCCUUACCGCUGAUGGUAUGCCCUUGAUCAUGUUUUUAAUUAGAGUUCCAUUUUUUUCCUUCAAAAAUAUUUAUCCUCAGUCUUCUAGACUUAUAACACUUGCAGAAGAAAUGUUUCUAUUAUUGGCUGGGAAUAUAUCCUUUUUAGUGAUGUGUGUUUUCAAAUGUACGUGAUUCUUCUUCUUCUAUGUGCUUGAUAUGUUGAGUUGAUGUAAUAAUAAUGUAUUUCAUUCGCAGUUGUUAAGUACAGUAUCUGAGAAGAUGGUACCACACAUAUUGAAAUAUCCUAGUAAAUUAUUCUACAGGCCUUACCUAAACUUGAGCCGUGGUAACAACACAUACUGUAUUCAUUAUUGAAGUAUUAUAGUCAUCUGUUGAAAUUUUAUUGUAAUGAGCAUGUGCAGUGUUUGAUGUGAGGUAAUUGUACAGUAUUAUAAACAAGUCAAAAUGUUUUUGUUGAGCUUUCUACAAUUGUUAGAAGCAUAGAAGGCUUUAUGAAGAUAAUGGAAUUAUACUUCAGUAUUAUUGAAUUUAGUCAGUGAAUUUUUCUAUUAAUAAGGAAAGUUUAUAGUCAUUGCUUUAUUAAAAUAAUAUUUAUGUUUUAUUCUACACAUAUUUAGUUCCAUUAUUGUUUAUUAAUUUAAAAACAUCAGUUUACUGACUGCAAUUGAAUAGAACAGGGUUUCAAUAAGCAAAUAUUAAUGAUAGUUCUAGGUAAUUAAAAAUAUGUAACAGCAACAUUAUAAAGUGAAAGAUUUGGUGAACACUAAGAGUAAUGUUGGCAAUUGCUUGAAUUAUGAACUAUGGUUUUUAUUCAGUAAAAAUCACAUUUAGUCUUGUUGCAUUUUUCAAAAUGUGUAGAUGCUUAAAAUAUAGGUUUAGUUUUCUUUCAUGUAGUUGUUAUAUUUCAUUGCUGCGCUUAUUUUUGCAUAACAGGAGUGCAAUUUACAAAUUUAUACCUGAAUUUGACAUUCUGUAAAGUAAUAAUUAGAGUAAGCAUUGCAUACUGUUUUCAGUAUAAUUCUGUAGUGCUGCAUCCCAGUGUGUAUUCUUCAAUGUUUAUUCACAAACACUUAGAUUAUGUGUGUAAAAAAGUGAUGAGUGAACAAACAUCAAGUAUUUCAUUAUAAAUUUAAUAGUAUUCUAUAUUAAUUUGUUAGGAUUAGCAACUGAAGUAUCAGAUCAUAACCUCUGCAUUUGUUGUUGUCAUGUAUACUUAUAUUUUUAUAACGUAUGAAGUAGAAAUUGAGUUGCUAGUCAAAAGAUAUAUAGCAGUGGAUAGUGACCACACACAGAACUGGCAUUGAUGUAGGUCAUGUCACACGUCUCCUGUUUUUCACUGUGUCGUUUAAACCUGAUCUGGCCCAGGAAAUUUAAUGACGUGUUAUGAGUUGUUUAACUAAAAUGUCAUAAAAAUAAGGUAAUUUUAUAUGUAAUUAUGAAAUAAUUUUAUUGGCCUUUGUUGUCUGAGCAUACCACUAACCCAGGAGUUAAAAAGCCCAUCUGGAAGCCACUUACUUUCGGGACUUAAUACGCUUUUUGUGUGUGAUGAAGGUUAAUCAUGAAUAGUGUCAGAUGGUAGGAAUUGAGUUUUUCACAGUGGUGAGUCCAAAGAUGGUUAUCUUCUGGGUUGUCACUCCAGUAAUUUCCCUGAUCGUGGAGGCAACUAGAACCUCUGAAACGUUGGUAAACUUUUACAAGACUACAUGGCACUACAACAUACAAGACAGCUAUCUUCAAUGUUAAAUAUAGAUGAAUGUCCCUGAUGUAUGACCUUCGUUGUCUGAAGAUGUGAAAAAUUCUGAAUAGGUAUCUGAUGUGUCACUUCUUGGCUGGUCAGAUAAACAGGGAGACUGAAGAAUCAUGAGCAGUUAAUUGUCUUAAUUAUUAUUUUAUAGAACACCUUAAGAAUGUGUAAAGGGAGAGUAUUAUUAUUAUUGUAGGACACUGAUGUUAAAUUUCAAACUAUGAUGCCAUAUUUAUUGUUAUUCAUGAUCAUCUCUUAAAUUACUUUCUGAAUAUUUCAGUGAAGAUCCUACCACAACUAGGAUUCAGGUAAUAACUGACUGUAAUUUUAUUAUUAUUAAGAAACUGGCUGUAGAGUUAUUUAUUGCUUGUUGAGAGUACAAAUAUGCACCAGUGAACAUCUCAUAAACUCACCAAGUUCUCUGUGUGAUCAUCUUAUUGUAAACAUCUUUGUUGUGCAUGCAGUUGUGAAGAAACCCAUUCCUCUCAAUUUAUGGAGAAAAUAAAAGUAUUCACUUUUUUAAA